Neolamprologus brichardi is the source of this 4087-nucleotide messenger RNA. Lineage: Eukaryota; Metazoa; Chordata; Actinopteri; Cichliformes; Cichlidae. The record is from RefSeq and is a predicted model, not a curated record.
CGGCGAAGCGGAAGACUGCACCGUUUCCUCUGAUGACAACGUUGACCUGCGGCUGACCCCACUAAAAUCGGACAAAAAACAGCCCAAUAAAAUGCUGUCCGUUAAAUAUAUUUUGUGAAGUAUAUUUAUUUUUUAAAAGAGAAACGCUUUUAUUUUGUGCCUCGAUAGUGGAUCUGUAGAGAGUUUUGAGGCCCGCAGACGGUGAGCAGGGAUAAUUGCCUCACACUCCACACACAUGUCACCUUCCGUUUCCACUCCUCUCUGCUCCCCUUCUGAAGUGGAUGGAGAAAUGUGGUGCUACCAAAAACCAGGGUUUGAUACCCUCCUCCUCACUGAGCUGCAGCGACAACAACAGUGCAGCCAGUUCUGUGACACUCUGCUUAAGGCAGAAGGGGUGUCUAUACCCGCACACAGCUGUAUUCUGUCAGCUAUCAGCCCCCACAUCUCCUCCGCUCUGUCCUCCACACCGACUCCCGCUGCGGGGCAGAGUCGCCUCUUGGAGUUUCGGGCUCUGGGUGCCUGCACCUUGCUCCACUUGGUCAGGCUUCUAUACUCUGGAGAGAUGGCUGGGGAGGGUGAGAGGGAGAAGCAACAGGCUAUUUCUGCUGCGGCCAACCUGGGCAUCCACGGGCUGGUGGAGGUGACGAAAAAGGAGUGUAAAAGCAGGGAUGGGGUCGGGCAGUGCGCCGAGAUAGGAGUGCAGACGGAGCCUCUGAUGUUUGAGAGUGAGGAGAGACCGGGCAGGUGGAGGAGAGAGGUGAGGGAUGGGAGCAUUUUUCUGUGGAAAGAGAUGAUGUCAAAUGGCGGGAAGGAUGUGUGCACUCAAACAGACGAGCUGCAGAUAAACACAGCUCCACCUGCUCACCCAGCAGUAUCGUUUGAGACCAUCGAUAUGAGUGCUCUCCAGAGUAUACAGCACUCAGACCCCCUACUUGUUCCCCCUCAGAUUUGCCCUGUGUCUGUCCUCUACCCUCCAAAUGAACUAACACCUCAGAUAUCCUCUGCUCCCUUAGGUUCUAUACCUGAAGCUGAAAGCACACCGGUUGCUGUUGUGACCCAGCCGUACACAUCUGUCCCCCCAUCCCUCCCUCAUUUUACGAGCCAGACAACCAUCUGUAAUGCCGACCCCCAGAGCGGAUGGGCUGACCAAGAUGUCACAGUGGCGGAAGAAUGGGAGGAAGAGCAGUUUCAACAGUUUCAAGGCAACAUCCCAGGAUUCAUCAGCUACUUUCUGAACCCUGACAAUGAGGAGGAGCCCCGCGGGGGGAGAGCAGGCCGCAGGCGAAGGUCCGGGGUUGGAGGUGCCAGGAGGGGCGAGGAGAAGCGUGGGAGACCACGAGCAGGAGGGAGAGGGCGUGGUCGGGGAGGAUUAACUCAAAUGGUGCAGGAGGUGGGGGUGAGCAGGUUGCAGAAGUUGUUCUUGCUCAGGUGGGGCAUGAGGACGCCCAGGACGGGUCAGGGAGGCGGAGCUGCUGGGAGGAAGCUGUGCCUGCAGACCAGAGAGGUUGUGAAAAAGGGUGCACGCUGUGAGAGGAGAAGAGGGCGGGGCAUAGCGUGGGCAUUAAGCCAAGUUGGAGAUGUGCUGCGGUCUGGUGAGGUCGGAGGAAGCACCACUCAGCGUGGAAGGAAAAAUACGGGGCAACAGUUUGAACAGGGCAGUCUUCCUGUGCGCAGGCCACGAAGAUCCAGAGCCAAAACAGCAACAUCGGCUUCCUUUUUUCCCACACCUAUGCAGUUUACCAAUGCACAUACUCUACCUACCUCCAGCCACUCCUUCCAGGCUUCUCAAUCUCCCCACCUGCCAUCACCUGCAGCCUCCUCUCCACCAUCCUGUCUUCCUGUCCCAGCCCCACCACCUCACGAGGAGCAGCCUGAGCAGAUCGAUCGUCUUCUGGAGGAAGUGAUGAUGGGACUCGAUAUUUUACCAAACAACAAAGGCAGCGCUUCACGUGCUCAGCAUCCCCUUCCAGCAGGUAGCAACACUGGCGCCUCUGCCUCUUCUGAAAUCACCUCAUCCCAAAACAAACCGCAGAGCCUUUCUUCUGAGCUCCAUGAAUCCACUGAGGUUGCAGCUGUUGCAGGAGCAGCUGGUCGCUCCAGUUCUACAAAUGGUGUGGUGCCAGUUCUAGAGCAGCCGUGCGAGGGAGAGCUGGGUGACAUGCUGGACCACUUCCUGCAGUCGUUUGAGCAGCAUGUUGGAAGCUGUCGUGCAAGAGAGGAGAUGGAGACGAGUGGUGUGAGCUCCGGUCCUGAAGAAACAAAAAACAUAUCAUCUACAGGGAAAAAUCCCCAUGGCGGCUUCUUGAAGAUCUACCCGAUCAGGAGCCGGGUAAGGGAACUACAAAUCCCGGAUGCUUUACCCUUCCUUGAGGAGCCACUUACAGCCAAACACCUACCCUCAGCAGUUCAAUCAGGGCGCAGACGUAGGGGCAGACCCAGGAAAAAUGACCCUCUCAGUUCAUCUAACAGAGAGUGUUCAAAACCACCCAUUCUGGCACAGCCUGCAGAUUUCUGUGUUGCGGAUGAACAACUUGAGAAAAACCAGGAGAGACGUGAGGAGGAGUUGGCUGCACAGUCACACGAAGAGGUGGGGGGGGCUACGAGGAGGGGACAGAAGAGGGGAGCAGAGUCAGACGAGGAUACGAGUGAUAACGCCACCGUGGCCAAGAGGGCUUGCUUUGAGACACCGACACAGCCACCCACCUCUGAACCUGCAGCCACAGAUCCUGAGGAGACAAUCGAUGUAGAGACCGUUUCUUUGACCGGAGCCUGUUUACAAGAAGAAAAAGAAAAUCUCCCGUGGAGUGAACUCAGACUAGCUGAGGGAAGUCUGACAGAUGAGGAAGUACAGAGCAGCGCUGAUGAGAUCAUCGAUGUGGAUGGAGACGACGAAAACGUUGAGAUAAAAGAAGAGAUUCAGACUCAGAGCAGAACAGCGCCGACUGUGUUCGCUGACCUGCAGCCUUCUGUUUCACCCUCACAGUCUGCAAAUGGAAGCGGGGACGCUGUCAAAGAUGAGGUCAUCGAUGUGAUUGGAGGCUCCAGUCCCGUCCCUGAACCGGUGACCAUCACGUGGACAGAGUCUUCAGAAGGUGAGGAAGAAGAAGGAGGAGAGCUGGACGUUGAUGUAGUCGGAGAACACAAAGACAGCGCUUCAUCAGUGAUUUUCACCGCUGUGAUUAAAGACCUUGUCAAGGGAAACGUUCAGACUGAGGUGCACUUUCAUUAACACCUCUAAUGCCCUCUUCUUUUCUGUUCGUGUGAUUGCUUACAUUGGUUCAUUUAACUGCGUCUAUUUCAGGGCUGGUGACAAAUGGUCGACGUAGAUGUUCAUAAAUAAUUGUCUUCUCUCUGUAUUGUGCUCACGUCCACGUGCAAACAUGCUGACAAUCACACCCAGGAUGUUUGUUUUGCUAUUCCACCGGGGUUUAGGAUAAACGGAGCAAUAUGUGUCAUUUGUUUCAAGCAGUGAGGAAAGACCUGCAUCCUAAUGCGUAACAUUGUGAGCUUAAUCAGAACAAAAGGACGUGUGUUUGUGUGAAGUUUAGUUUUAAGCUCUUCGGCUGAGUAUAUAGAGACAGCUGGGAUUGUUCAUAAUUGAAGAAUUUUAUGUGUUACAAGUUUAAUAUUACUCAUUUGUAACUGUUAAGCAAAGUUUUUUUUUAAACUGAAGUAUUGGAAAUACAUUUAAAAAAUCAGGUUUUUGUAUGUAAAGAAAGCGUGUUUUAUUAGUUGUACAUAUGACAGUAACCGUGCAUUACGCCUUAAUCACGCUUCAGCUGAAAAUCGACAUCACAACUUAAUCUUCCACGGCGAUCAGAGUCGACCUGACCUGUAGUUGCAUUUUUCCAGAGCUGCACGUCAGGUUACGUUGUAAGUUACGACGUAGAUUUCCCGCUGAAGCGUAACUCAGUUAGUUGUAAAUAUGAUUGGUCAUAUAUAUAUACAUGUAUGUCAGCUUCUGUUCUGCCAAAAAUUUCCAGAAAACUUUCAGCACUCCUUGUUUUUAUGUUUGUUUUCGUUUGCUAAUGUUCCCCGUGGCACUUUUGGUUCAAGGAUCUGUUUCCUGUAAUAAAGAUUUUUCUGU